This is a messenger RNA of Diospyros lotus (date-plum), 1367 nucleotides long. RefSeq names its product BON1-associated protein 2. Lineage: Eukaryota; Viridiplantae; Streptophyta; Magnoliopsida; Ericales; Ebenaceae. The record is from RefSeq and is a predicted model, not a curated record. Bases 289 to 1080 code for a protein of 263 amino acids. The transcript has a single exon. Gene Ontology annotation, biological process: defense response.
UCAAACGGCUUCUGUUGAAGACAGGGUGACCACUCUCGUCGCCGUCCUCUCGCUCUCUCUCUCUCUCUCUCUCUCUCUCUCUCUCUACAAUGUUCUUCUGGGACGUUUCUUGAUUCGACUGUCGAUUCUUCUUCAUUCUUGAUUGAAUCCCAAAUUCUUCCAUUUCAAUCGAGGCGAGAAGGAAAGCAUUCAAGACGACGACAAGGAAGGGAACUACAUGAAAUUGAAUGUAUGUAUAUCUAGAGAGGAACCGUUCCUUGAGAGAGAAGAAGAGAAAGGGAGCCAAAAAUGGAGACUCUGACUCGAAUGGAAAAGGAAACUCGCCUUCUGGAGAUCAACUUGAUCUCCGCUCAAGGCCUGAAGCCACCGUCCGGUAACCUGCGCAGGCUGCAAACCUACGCCAUGGCGUGGGUUGACCCCUCCGCCAAGCUGCGGACCCGAGUCGACCGCCUCGGCGCCGAAAACCCUACCUGGAACGAGAAGUUCCUCUUCCGAGUCAGCUCCGACUUCCUCUCCUCCGAGACAUCCGGCGUUUCCGUCGAGAUCUACGCCGUCGGCUACAUCAAGGACCCGCUCGUUGGCACCGUCCGUUUCCUCCUCGGACGCCGCAUCACCGCCGCCGUUGGCACUCCUGCGUUCACCGCUGUGCAGAUCCGCCGCCCCUCCGGCAGAUUCCACGGCGUGCUCAACAUCGCGGCCACCGUGCUGGACGGCCUAGACUUCGCGGCGAUCACUGGUUUGCCGGCGGUGUGUUUUCGGGACCUAGCGAAAGAGAGCUGCCGCCGGCAGCGUCGUCAUGGCCGGAAAGGCUCGGAGAAGACCGAGAUCUCCUCCGGCGGCGAAUCCGGCGACUUCUCGUGCGGAGACUCGGUGGACCUCUCGGACGGCGGCGAUUCCACGACGUCGUCCUCGUCGACCGCAUCAACGGUUUUUAAGGAGCGGAACUGCGAGAGGACGGAGAUGGCGGGAAAAAGCGAUUUGAAAUCGGACGGUGCAGGAAUGCUGUGCGGCUUGAUGCAGCGGAAGAUUCACCUACCGUCAGAUCAACUCUCCAUUGUGUUGGCUGAAAAGGAAAACUGAUCAGUGGCUGAGAUAGUCCGUUAACGGAGCUGAUUAACGGUUGAGGUCAAAAACUCGCCGCCUCCCGGGAUUUUCAGUGAAGGGUCGAUAUGUCCCGGUAAGUAAAUUGAUUCCCCUGUUGUCUUGUACCUCGUUUGGGAGAAAAUCAGAUAAAAAGGUCUAAUCCGCACAUUUACCUUUGUCACUGUAGUGAGUUCCAUGCCUAAACAGCACAAAUGUUAACAACUCUUACUUGAUCAUUUCAUUCAAUUUUUGGGUACCAAACAUAAUCUUAUUAUCUUCUUCAA